AUGAUCCUGUACGUCAACCUGAGACGUCCGCCGUCAUCCACCAGUUCAAGGCGACGAGGCUGGCGAAAAUCGCCGAAUUCUCGCCAUGCUGACGCCACCCGGCCAUCACCCCCGGAGAAUACGCCGCAGAUUCAGCAGACCUCUGCAUCGGCGAUCGAAGACAAUGAUGAUCCGAAUCGCGCCGCGUCGUCGACGCAUGAACUCUACCAACUUCAACAUUGCCGCUCACAAGGGCCGCAUCGUGGCAGCGACCUGCCCGACGGCAAAUUCGACAAGGAGGACGAGGUCCGCCUGCCUCGAGCUCGCUCACGAGAAGACGAGCAAGCUGAGCCGUUGUCUUGGAAGCUGCAAACAAGCGUAGUAGAGGAGUUAAUAACACCACGACCUGGCCGGCUCCCGACCGCAUGGAGGACGACGGUUUACGGCGAGCGAUUCCACCGCGACAGCGGGCCGCUCGUUGCCGGAUUCGCUAAUGGAGUCUUCGUGCUGCUCGAUAGUUCCCGUCGUUGUCGC
Molecule: messenger RNA, 513 nt
Organism: Mesorhabditis spiculigera
Lineage: Eukaryota; Metazoa; Nematoda; Chromadorea; Rhabditida; Rhabditidae
Source: the annotation of a GenBank genome assembly